AUGGACAACAGCACCGACACUCGCCGACAAGGAGAAGGGCAAUCGCGGUCGUCCAUUGACAAACCCCCCAUUCUUACCCCAGAUCCCGCUUUUGAUCGACUGCCCGACGAGAUCAUCGAACAGAUUCUCCAGCUUACCGAUCCCGACUCCUUCGCGUCUCUUGUCCUCCUCAACUCGAAAUGGCGAUCCGUGUCCCAGCAGGCCCAACUCUAUGCCCUCCACCUUUCGAGGUGUCAGUCCUACGCCUCAAGCCAUCCCUCCCUCCGCGAAGCCGACGUCAAAGAUGACGACCUGCCGCGCCUUAGGCGCCUGUUCGCCAGAGAAGUCAAGCGCAAUCUCUUCGAGGCAUACUUGCGACCGCGCGAAACCGUAAUCAAGCUUAUAUCCAAUUCCAUCAGCUCCUCCUCGUGCCCUGGCGGCGAAGGAUUGCAGUUCAGCCCGUCUCCCCGCGGCCACCAUAUUCUGGCCUACAACUCGUCGCGUAUUUACGUCCUUGAUGUGCGUGGGAAGGACAUCGACGUCAAGAGGGAAUUCAAGAUACUGCGUCGGCCUGUCUCAACCUGCAUCAAGGACGAUGGCUCCAUGCUGGCUGUCUUGUCUUCUGCGAUGCAGGUUGACCUUUACGAUCUAGAACAGUCCCCGCCUCGUCGCACCCAGUCCUUGAUAUUGGAUAACCCACCGCGUACGAUUGCGCUAUCUCCUUGUGGUUCUGUUCUCGCUGCUGCUUACGAAGGAGGCAUUGAGGUAUCCUUGGUCAACCCUGGCGCGCUUCCCACGGACAGGAGAGCGGUGAAAUGUGAUGGAGUCGACGCUCUUUCCUUCUCCUUUGAUGGCACUCAGAUUCUCGGAACUACCAUCCACUCGUCGCCGCCGACCACAGUCAUCCUGACGGCCCCUUACUACGAUCCUGGCAACCAGAUCGCUGAUGAUAGUAUCAGCGCGCUCUGGACAACGUCGAUCCUGUUCCCCAAUACGAGCCGUGACUGCAGCCAUGCUGUGCUUUUGCAAGAUUCGGGCCAAGAGGAGGCGAGCUGGACCUUUACUUAUGAUCGCAGCUUCGAGACUUUCAGAGCUGUACGGAUUGACGAUCUGCGAAACGGUACGACUUACUUCACCGGACCAAAACCAGAUCCAGGCUCUCAGGCCAAGCUCACACCUUGUACCCUGCCUGCGGCUACCUUCCACGGAGACCUCGUUAGCGCUGGAUUUCAGGGGAAAGACAUCUGGCUGUACGGCGUGCCGGAAGAUCUCGAUGCUGUGCCCGAUUUCAACGCCGCAGGCGCUGAUGGCUUGUCGGCCUUGACUGGACAGGGACGGAGAAGCAGCAGACCCCCGUCACGAUCGCCAUCGUCUCGGGCGCAAGAAAACCCUCGGGUACCACAGUGGCAGGUGCUAUGCGACAAGCUUCGAAACACAUUCGUCUGGGGCGCCAAGAUUGCAGAGCUGGAUGGUGUCAGCACAGUGAAAUGGGUUGCUGGCUUUGGGGAGACAUCGGCACAAGAGCGUCUAGUUAUCGCAGCCCGCGGCAUCUCACCUGGAAAGUCAAUUGUCGAAGAGGACGACAUUGACUUCAUCGAUGGCGGAAGAGUUACUCUUCUUGACUUCGACUACAGCCUUGAUGAUGGUCAAAGGACAGAGAUCGAGAUCGAGGUGGGAACGAAAAAGCCCGAGGUGCUCGAAGAGGAACAGAGAGACAUCGAUACCGAGGUAGCCAUCGACCGUGGCGCAAAGGCGGGGGAUCGCGGCGCGCUGAUGCGUGCCGCCACGAGUGCGGCUAUUCGGGGGAACCCCUUACCCCCGAUGCCACCCAUGCCACCCAUGCCACAGCCUAGGGAGGAACCCGAAGCCAGAAAUGAAGACGACGACGAUGACGACGAUCCGCUCGUUCCCAGACGCAUAGGAGCACCGCCGCGGAUCAACGUUCAGGAGCCAGUUUCGUCUUCGGCUCCUCAGGCAGGCGAAACCGCUUCGAUGAUCGAGGAGGAGGAGGCCGAGGAAGCUGUGGAAGCUCCUUACUCUCAUGAUGGGCCCCGAUCAACCAAUACCCUUCGUCGCGCAGCUACCGCUGCUGCCAUGAACAGAAGCCGCAAUCCUCAAGCGCCAGUUGCCGGCCCUGUAGAGUAUCGGCGAGCGGACGGUCGACGGGAGCACCCGCACGAGAGUGAUGCAGACAAUUGGGUCCCACCACCGCCGCCGUACCAGAAAGACGACCCUGGUGACUUGCCUGCGUUCCUGCGAAACGCCAUCAUCACUCCCGCUGGCGUGCAAAUCCAAAGCCGGCCACCACGGGUUCAAACAGCUGCACCAGCUGUUGGAGCAUCGGCUUGGCCCCUUCCAGAACGACCGACCCUUGCUCAAACAUCAGGUCGUCCUCUGAGUUACCACGAGCCUGCCGUUAGCCCGCCUGCUAACGUUGCCCAUCAUCUUCGCAUUGCUAGCGAUACGACGACGCUGUUUAGCCGCCCGCGCACUGCCGACUCGACUCGCCCAACGUCCGGCCCCUCUGCUCAUGUUGACGAUGACGACGAUAUCUACGACGUUUCGCCACCAGACUCACCACGUCUAGCUGCAAGGAAUCCUGAUGAUGCUGAGGUCAUCUCACCGCAAGACCAGCGCAUCCGCUUCGGCGGCCCAGUCGCCUCCCUCUUUGGGCCUGCAAAUACCCCAAGUACAUCCUCGAGCGCUACGGAGUUGCAGCAGGCUCAGCCAACAUCCACUGCCGAUGCACCAUUGGUUAGACGCUUGUCCAACGCGCAAACCUGGCCAAGAUCUGCUCAGCCGCCGGACGGUUCUCACCUGCAUCCAAGGGUCGAGGCCUUGAGCAGCCAUCCAUACUCUGCUCCUGCGACCAACGCAAGGGUUGACGAGAUCAUGGGAGCUUCGCUAGCGGCCCCUCCUGGAGCGAGCCAACCGGCGCAUCCUCAAAACCACGAGCAGCUGUCCCCGUCUCGGCCCUGGUCUGGCAACUUCAGCUCAGUUCAGCGUGUCCCAGUCGGCAGUCGCAGGCCUGGUUCUCGUCGGGCAUCUGUACCGCAACCUACCGUUCAGCUCGAGUCGCGAGUCGAUGUGCCAGGCCAAGGCAGCAGCCUGACGAUCGAGGAUCAGCCCCUGAUCAUAAGUACGCCUAGUGGCGUAACGGGCGCAUACGAUGCGCCCACGCGCCAGCAGUCGAAUCGCAGAACUGACAUGCCCCUGCUGGCCCCCAUUCCGCGUCACCCACGCCCAACCCAGUCAGGCUCUAUACGGCCUACCGUAGAACGGUUGGAGACCAUUUACAGUGCCAAUACCAACGCCGAGGCAUCUGGCAGCAGGAACCUUAUCCCGGCGUGGUUACAGGCGCCAUCAACUUUGUCCACGGCUCGGCUGUCACACUCAUCGGUCAACAGAAGGCCCAGUCGCGCCGAGCGGAGCGCAGCCAAGAACAUCAAAGACGCCAAACGACGAGGCUGGAAUGGUUCAAAGAAGAAGAAGAAAAACAAGAGGGUUAACCACGAGGUUGCCAGCUCGGCUGCGUGGACGGAUGUUUCCGCGGCAAGCAGGAGCGGAGCCCAUGGCAAGUCAGAAAAGGAUAAGAAGUGUACUGUCAUGUGA
Messenger RNA from Colletotrichum spaethianum, 3591 nucleotides. RefSeq lists its product as uncharacterized. Lineage: Eukaryota; Fungi; Ascomycota; Sordariomycetes; Glomerellales; Glomerellaceae. The record is from RefSeq and is a predicted model, not a curated record. Bases 1 to 3591 code for a protein of 1196 amino acids. Gene Ontology annotation, molecular function: protein binding. The transcript has 4 exons.